Messenger RNA from Equus quagga, 5504 nucleotides. It is a transcript of the gene ITGA10, whose product is annotated as integrin subunit alpha 10. Gene Ontology annotation, molecular function: integrin binding. The transcript has 30 exons. The record is from RefSeq and is a predicted model, not a curated record. Lineage: Eukaryota; Metazoa; Chordata; Mammalia; Perissodactyla; Equidae. Gene Ontology annotation, biological process: cell adhesion mediated by integrin; cell-cell adhesion; integrin-mediated signaling pathway. Bases 284 to 3787 code for a protein of 1167 amino acids. Gene Ontology annotation, cellular component: integrin complex; external side of plasma membrane.
GGUGAAGAAUUGUGUUCUCUUUGGAAAUUGAGAUAAUGCCUCCAGGGGGCAGCACCAAGGCACAGAAGUAGGCUAAGAUCGUCAGUCCUCCUUUCCUUGGUCUGGGGCUCCCCACAGUUCCCCACCAUCACUCCUCCCAUUCCUUCCAACUUUAUUUUUAGCUGCCAGUGGGAGGGGGCAGGAUGGGAGGGAAAGUAAAGAAAACAGAAAAGGAGAGGGACAGAGCACAGAGGACUUCUCACAUGGACAGAGGACUUCUCAUACGGACAGAGAACACCCAAGCAUGGAGCUCCCCCUCAUCCCUCACCUGUUCUUGCUCCUGAUGUUCCUGACAGGUCUCUGUUUCCCCUUUAACCUGGACGUGCAUCGCCCACGCCUAUUCCCAGGGCCACCCACGGCUGAAUUUGGAUACAGUGUCUUACAACAUGUUGGAGGUGGACGACGAUGGAUGCUGGUGGGUGCCCCCUGGGAUGGGCCUUCAGGCAACCGAAGGGGGGACAUUUAUCGCUGCCCUGUAGGGGGCUCCCACAAUGCCCCAUGUGCCAAGGGCCACUUGGGUGACUAUCCACUGGGAAAUUCAUCUCGUCCUGCUGUGAAUAUGCACCUGGGGAUGUCUCUACUAGAGACAGAUGGUGAUGGGGGAUUCAUGGCUUGUGCCCCUCUCUGGUCUCGUGCUUGCGGCUCCUCUGUCUUCAGUUCUGGGAUAUGUGCCCGUGUAGAUGCUUCUUUCCAGCUGCAGGGAAGCCUGGCACCCACCGCACAACGCUGCCCCACAUACAUGGAUGUUGUCAUCGUCUUGGAUGGGUCCAACAGCAUCUAUCCCUGGUCUGAAGUUCGGACUUUCCUACGAAGACUGGUAGGGAGACUGUUUAUUGACCCAGAGCAAAUACAGGUGGGACUGGUACAGUAUGGGGAGAGCCCUGUACAUGAGUGGUCCCUGGGAGAUUUCCGAACCAAGGAAGAAGUGGUGAGAGCAGCAAGGAACCUGAGUCGGCGGGAGGGACGAGAAACAAAGACUGCCCAAGCAAUAAUGGUGGCCUGCACAGAAGGAUUCAGUCAGUCCCAUGGGGGCCGACCAGAGGCUGCCAGGCUACUGGUGGUUGUCACUGAUGGAGAAUCACAUGAUGGAGAGGAGCUUCCCACAGCACUAAAGGCCUGUGAGGCUGGAAGAGUGACACGCUAUGGGAUUGCAGUCCUUGGUCACUACCUCCGGCGGCAGCGAGACCCAAGUUCUUUCCUGCGGGAAAUCAGAGCCAUUGCCAGUGAUCCAGAUGAGAGAUUCUUCUUCAAUGUUACAGAUGAAGCUGCAUUGACUGACAUUGUGGAUGCACUAGGAGACCGGAUUUUUGGCCUUGAGGGGUCCCAUGGAGAAAAUGAAAGCUCCUUUGGGCUGGAAAUGUCUCAGAUUGGUUUUUCUACUCAUCAACUAAAGGAUGGGAUUCUCUUUGGUAUGGUAGGGGCCUAUGACUGGGGGGGCUCAGUGCUAUGGCUUGAAGAAGGUCACCGCAUUUUUCCCUCACGAACGGCCCUGGAGGAUGAGUUCCCCCCUGCAUUGCAGAACCAUGCUGCCUACCUGGGUUACUCUGUUUCCUCCAUGCUCUUGCGGGGCGGACGCCGCUUCUUUCUCUCAGGGGCUCCUCGGUUUAGACAUCGAGGAAAGGUCAUCGCCUUCCAGCUUAAGAAAGAUGGGGCUAUGAGGGUCGCCCAGAGCCUACAGGGGGAGCAGAUUGGCUCGUACUUUGGCAGUGAGCUCUGCCCAUUGGAUAUGGAUGGGGAUGGAACAACUGAUGUCUUACUUGUGGCUGCCCCCAUGUUCCUGGGACCCCAGAACAAAGAGACAGGACGUGUUUAUGUGUAUCUAGUGGGCCAGCAGUCCUUGCUGACACUCCAGGGAACACUUCAGCCAGAGCCCCCCCAAGAUGCUCGGUUUGGCUUUGCCAUGGGUGCCCUUCCUGAUCUGAACCAAGAUGGUUUUGCUGAUGUGGCUGUGGGGGCCCCCCUGGAGGAUGGGCACCAUGGAGCACUGUACCUAUAUCAUGGAACUCAGAGUGGAGUCAAGCCCCGUCCUGCCCAGCGGAUUGCUGCGAUCUCCAUGCCACAGACCCUUAGCUACUUUGGCCGAAGUGUAGAUGGCCGGCUAGAUCUGGAUGGAGAUGACCUGGUAGAUGUGGCUGUGGGUGCCCAAGGGGCAGCCAUCCUGCUCAGCUCGCGGCCCAUUGUCCACCUGGCCCCUACACUAGAUGUGACCCCACCAGCCAUCAGUGUGGUUCAGAGGGACUGCAGGCGUCGAGGCCAGGAGGCAGCUUGCCUAUCUGCAGCCCUUUGCUUCCAAGUGACCUCCCACACUCCUGGCCACUGGGAUCGCCGAUUUUAUAUGCGGUUCACAGCAUCACUGGAUGAGUGGACAGCUGGGGCACGUGCAGCGUUUGAUGGCUCUGGCCAGAGGCUGUCUUCUCGGAGGCUCCGGCUCAGUGUGGGGAAUGUCACUUGUGAGCAGCUGCACUUCCAUGUGCUGGAUACAUCAGAUUACCUCCGGCCAGUGGCUUUGACUGUGACUUUUGCUUUGGACAACACCACAAAGCCAGGACCUGUGCUGGAUGAGGCCUCAUUUACCUCCAUACAAAAGCUGGUGCCUUUCUCGAAGGAUUGUGGCCCUGAUAAUGAAUGUAUCACAGACCUGGUGCUUCGGGUUAAUAUGGACAUCAGAGGCUCCAGGAAGGACCCGUUCAUGGUUCGAGGCGGUCGGCAGAAAGUGCUGGUGUCAGCAGCUCUGGAGAACAGAAAGGAAAAUGCGUACAACACUAGCCUGAGUCUCAGCUUCUCUAGAAACCUCCACCUGGCCAGUUUCACUCCUCAGAGGGACAGCCCAGUGAAGGUGGAAUGUACAGCUCCUUCCUCUCAUGCCCGGCUCUGCAGUGUGGGGCAUCCUGUCUUUCAGACUGGAGCCAAGGUGACUUUUCAGCUAGAGUUUGAGUUUAGCUGCUCCUCCCUCCUAAGCCAGGUCCUUGUGAGGCUGACUGCCACCAGCAACAGCCUGGAGAAAAAUGGGACCCUUCAAGACAACACAGCCCAGACUUCAGCCUACAUCCAAUAUGAGCCUCACCUCCUAUUCUCUAGUGAGUCUACUCUACACCGCUAUGAGGUUCACCCAUAUGGGACCCUUCCAGUGGGUCCUGGCCCCGAAUUCAAAACUACUCUUAGGGUUCAGAACCUGGGCUGCUAUGUGAUCAGCGGCCUCAUCAUCUCAGCCCUCCUUCCAGCUGUGGCCCAUGGGGGCAAUUACUUCCUGUCACUGUCUCAAGUCAUCAGUAACAAUGCAAGCUGCACAGUGCACAACCUAACUGAGCCUCCAGGACCCCCUUUGCAUCCAGAGGAGCUUCAGCACACAAGCAGACUGAAUGGGAGCAAUACUCGGUGUCAAGUUGUGAGGUGCCACCUUGGGCGGCUGGCAAAGGGGACGGAGGUCUCUGUUGGACUACUAAGGCUGGUUCAUAAUGAAUUUUUCCGGAGGGCCAAAUUCAAAUCUUUGACAGUGGUGAGCACCUUUGAGCUGGGAACUGAGGAGGGCAGUGUCCUACAGCUGACUGAAGCCUCCCGUUGGAGUGAGAGCCUCCUGGAGGUGAUUCAGACCCGCCCUGUCCUCAUCUCCCUGUGGAUCCUCAUUGGUAGUGUCCUGGGAGGGCUGCUCCUGCUUGCUCUCCUUGUCUUCUGCCUUUGGAAGCUUGGCUUUUUUGCCCGUAAGAAGAUCCCCAAGGAAGAAAAAAGAGAAGAGAAAUUGGAGCAAUGAAUGUAGGAUAAAGCCCUAGAAAGGCUUCCCUGGCAGCUUCUCUAAAAGACUUACGUAAGAGCAGAGGUUUGGGGGCUCAGAUGGGACAAGAAGAAGCCUCUGGACGAUCUCCCCAGACCUGCAGCCUGACUUGACUUUUGAGUCAUGAGGAUGCUGCUGGCAAGAGAGGAGGCCUUACCUCAGACAAGAAGGCCUGGCACCAAAACCGGGAACACUCCUACACUGUGUUUCCCUCCUCAUGAUCCUGGUUCUACAGCCAACAUUGAGGCCUGGUUUGGGGCCCUUUCUUCCCUAUCCCCAGGAAUCAAGAAUUUUUUGCGUAGGUCCCUGACUCCUUUCAGAUUCCCUCUACCUCCUCCCUCACAAUUUGGAAAGGAUGAGGGUUAUCAUCCUCUAUUCCCCGCCUCUCACCUUCCUGCCCGUGCCCCACUCCACAGGAGGGAGCUGAUGUUGGCUUCAAAGAAGUAAAGUCAACAUCUGCUGCUUUCCUGUGGAGUCUGGUGAUUCAGAGAGCCGGAUGAGGAGAGUCAACAGGAAAAAAGGAGGGAGGAGGAAAAGCCACAAGAGACAUUCUGUACAAUUCCAAGGAACAGAGAAGCCUUCAGACAGGCAACUGCCAUCCCCCUGAAACCUGAGACUUCGUGGUGUACUUGCCCGCCCUCAGGUGCUGGUGAAACAGAGCAGCCCCAGGCGUGCUGGACAUAGGUUUCUCAACUUGAAGCCUUCCCUGGGAGCAAAGCCAGGGCUGGGUGCCUGAUUCUCUGGAGCCAGGGGCCCCCGGGUGGCUAGAGCUGGAAUAGCAGAGAAGGCUGGAUACUCCCGGCAGUGUUUCUCCUCUCUCAGGCCUCAUUCACUCUUGAGCCCUCUUUGGGGCCUCCUUAUAGAAACUAGAGAGAAGGGAGAGGAUUGCUGCUUGAUGGUGGGAAACCCUUUCACCUUAUCAGCUUUGGGAAGCAGCAGCCCAUAGGGUCUGAAUGAGUAGAGUCUGCCUUAAGGAAGAAGCCAAAGGGGGUGGUAGGAGGUCUCUGGGGAACAAGCCCUUGCUCAGCACUGGUUGUGUAGUACAAACAGCUCUUAGGAAAAUGUUUCUGGGUAGUACAAACAGCUCUUAGGAACAUGUUUCUGGGGCAACUCCAGUUAUACCUUGUAGGGCUUCUCUGAUGGAAUCAGUUUGCCAGCCCUUACCUUAUGUUUACUGGAAAUUCCCAAGUUAAUUUCUCUCUCUGGAUUCCCUUACCCACCCCCGACUCCCCACUCCUAUCUUUUGGUCAUGGCCAGUAAAGAGAAUUGGAUUCUCAUCAACAGCUGGGUAACUCAUGUUUCUUUGUAAUCAAGACUUUGGAUAUCAAAGUCAAUUAUUGGUCUCCAAAGUGCAGCUUUCACAGUCAUUUGAAGAAUCAGCACCCAUUUAGAGCUGAGAAGAGAGGAGACCUGACCUGGCAGUUGACUAGCAGCCACAGAACUGUCCUCCAGGGCUGUUCUUGAGGCCUGGCCGCAAUGUGUAUUUUGGCGUGUCUCUGGUCUUUUGCAGAGGGCAUUGUCUCCGUUUCCCAGUAGGGUGGACAGUAUAUCAGAUGGUCGGAACAAAUAAAGUUCAGUGUCAAACGACUUCUGGCUCUGUUUGAGUUCCCUAAGAUAUGGACUGCUCAGGAAUGGUGAGAGGUGGAUUCUUGGUUCACUUGAAACCUUGUACACUUGAGUCCCUGGAAGGCAAAGU